Messenger RNA from Ilex paraguariensis (yerba mate), 1149 nucleotides. Lineage: Eukaryota; Viridiplantae; Streptophyta; Magnoliopsida; Aquifoliales; Aquifoliaceae. The record is from the annotation of a GenBank genome assembly.
AUGGCGGCCACCAGAAUCGUAGUGUCAGCAAGCACCACUGCCGCCACAACUUUGCUGUUCAAAGGGCCAUUGCGAAGACCUCAAAGUUUGAGCUUUUUUUGCCCCAACAAUCGAUUAGUGCCCAAGAAAAGAUUGUUCACUUGCAGUGCAAUUUACAAUCCCCAAGUUCAGAUCAAAGAGGAAGGCCAACCCGAAACCCUAGAUUACCGAGUCUUCUUCCUCGAUGAUUCUGGCAAAAAGGGUUUCCAACGACUUGAAUUUAUUGGUCACAAAGCAUUUUGUUUGCUCACGUUGCAGGUUUCUCCUUGGCAUGAUAUACCGCUACAUUUGGGUGAUAGUGCCUUCAGUUUUAUUGUUGAAAUUCCCAAAGAAUCAAGUGCAAAGAUGGAGGUUGCUACUGAUGAGCCAUUCACUCCAAUAAAACAAGACACAAAGAAAGGAAAAUUGCGCUACUACCCGUAUGAUAUGCUGUUGCACUUUUUUCUUUGUGGAUGUUUUCCUUUUCAUUGUUUAGUCAUGUUAUAUUUGAAGCAAGGUCCACUACUACCUCCUGUCCUUCCAAGAAGUGGACGGCUGGCAGAGUUCAAUUGCCUUCUCAGGUAUAAUAUAAACUGGAAUUACGGAUUACUCCCACAAACUUGGGAAGACCCGUCAUUUGCCAACCAUGAAGUUGAUGGGGCAUUUGGAGAUAACGAUCCAGUUGAUGUUGUUGAAAUUGGGGAUAGCCGUGGAAAAAUUGGCCAGAUUCUGAAAGUCAAGCCCUUAGGUGCUUUAGCUAUGAUUGAUGAGGGCGAACUUGACUGGAAAAUAGUGGCAAUUUCAUUGGAUGAUCCAAGGGCUUCACUUGUAAAUGAUGUUGAUGACGUGGAGAAGCAUUUUCCGGUAUGUUUGCUGACUAAGAACAAAUUUGUGUAUCUUUUCUAUGUUUCUCCUUGGCAUGAUAUACCGCUACAUUUGGGUGAUAGUGCCUUCAGUUUUAUUGUUGAAAUUCCCAAAGAAUCAAGUGCAAAGAUGGAGGUUGCUACUGAUGAGCCAUUCACUCCAAUAAAACAAGACACAAAGAAAGGAAAAUUGCGCUACUACCCGUAUGAUAUGCUGUUGCACUUUUUUCUUUGUGGAUGUUUUCCUUUUCAUUGUUUAGGUGCUUGA